Messenger RNA from Alternaria ventricosa, 978 nucleotides. RefSeq lists its product as uncharacterized. The transcript has a single exon. NCBI's taxonomy places the organism in Eukaryota, Fungi, Ascomycota, Dothideomycetes, Pleosporales, Pleosporaceae. Gene Ontology annotation, cellular component: cytoplasm. The annotation marks the transcript as partial. The record is from RefSeq and is a predicted model, not a curated record. Gene Ontology annotation, molecular function: dihydroorotate dehydrogenase activity. Gene Ontology annotation, biological process: 'de novo' pyrimidine nucleobase biosynthetic process.
GAACUCUACUCAAGUCCACACACAGGCGCCAUCACAACGCGCACAUCCCUCCUGAACGGCUUCCCACACGAUCCUGCUCACCACCAAUUCACCUUCUUCAACCCCUCAACGCACGCAACCAGCACGCCGAACAAAGACCUCGGCGGCGAUGCUAGCACGACAGGGAGUUUGAAUACCCUGGGGUACUCCCCAAUCCCCUUAUCCGAGUAUCUAGAAUAUGUGAAGACGAUUAGCGAGAGCUUGGGCGACGUACCGCCAAACGGGCGGGAAAGUUACAAGCUAGUAGUUGUGUCUGUGACGGGCAGUGCGGAGGAGAUAGCACAAUGCUACAGCCUCAUCUGCACCGCGCAGUCCAAUGUCAAAAUGCCGCUAGCCAUGGAAAUCAACCUCUCCUGCCCGAACAUCCCGGGCAAAACGCCACCAGCGUACAACACCGCUGCUCUCCGCGAGUAUCUGGCUGCGCUCAAAGUAGCCAUUGAUGUCGGCCUGACGAAAAGCGGGGGCGUAACGCAGAUCCCCGUUGGCAUCAAAAUCCCACCGUAUACGUACGGCGAGCAGUUCGAGGGUUUGGUUGGCGUGUUGGUGGAAAGUGGGCAGAACAAGAUGAAACCCGUUUACCUACCCAGCCCGAUAUCUUUCAUCACAGCCGUAAACACUUUGGGUUCGAGUUUACUCCUCUCAGCCCCAGCAACUCCAACACCCGCCUUGAACUCCGCAAACGGCACCGGAAUAGGCGGGCUGGCAGGCGCGCCGUUGCAUCCGCUUGCGUUGGGGAAUGUGGCUACGUUGCGACGGUUGCUGGAUCAGUCUGGCUCUGAGGAGGUGAAGGGGAUUGUGGUUAUAGGGGUGGGUGGUGUGGAGGACAAGGCUGGGUUUGAGAGGAUGAGGAGUGUAGGGGCGGGGGCUGUGGGUGUGGGGACGGCGUUGGGGAGGAAGGGUGUGGCUGUUUUUGGGGAGAUUGGCGAGGAAGGCAUUUAG